AUGUCAUCCCCAGCAUCCGGCUCCGCGUCACCGUUGCCAUCCUCUUCCACAUCGAACCCCGCUUCCUUUGGUGUUCCCCUCAUCCCAUGCACAUCCAAUGAGGGCCCCCGUUCCAAUACUGCAACCACCCCCAUCCCAUACGCCUCCGCCUCCGCCUCCUCUUCUUUCUCCUCCCGCAACUCGCUUCGAAGGGUCAGAACGACACCGGCUGUGUUGGGAGAUUCUCAGGGUUUAUCGCCAAGUGCCACUUCUGGACAUACUCUGUUAGAAUUUUUGCAAAACGAAGGCCCCGAGAAUGUUGAUAGUAGACAAGGCCAGGAGGCGGGAGAUGCACGGAAUAUCAGUGCUAUGAACUUGGAGAGAAAGAGAAGGCUGACAAGCACUAGCGACGGCACGGGGCAAAUUUACCCUAACGGUCCUGCACCUUCGGUUGAUUCUGGCUCGUCGAGACCACGUCCGGGACCUUCUGUGACGCCUUCAUGGAGACGCAGUAGUCUAGGGAUUCCGGGGAACUCGAGUGGGAAUGCGAUCGACCUGUCAGCGUCUCCGGAGUCGGUGACGCGACAACUCAACUCGUUGCGGCAUCGAGAGAACAGCUUCACGGAUUAUGAUCUACCACGUUGGCAGCCUGAUUCUGAAGUUUCCAAAUGUCCCAUUUGCAAUACCCCUUUUAGUUUUUGGUAUAGGAAACACCACUGCAGGAAAUGCGGCCGUGUCGUUUGCGCUUCUUGUUCACCGCACAGAAUCACCAUCCCGCGUCAGUUUAUUGUUCGCCCUCCAGAAUCAGGUAGACAACUCUCAACACUGCUCCAGCCAAACCCUUCUCAGAUUCAGAUUAUUAGUCUCCUUGAUAAUGUUGAGGAAGACACCUCUGCUACUUCUGGUGUGCAUCUCAGUUCUCGUGGACAACUAAUACAACAAAGAGAUCGCUACCGGCCGAAUUCAGCUUUGGGUGGUGGAGAAGAGGUUCGUUUGUGUAAUCCUUGCGUUCCUGAUCCCAACCCGGAGCCUCCCAGGCGAUACUCCAGCACUUCUGGCUCAUUGUUGUCCGGUUCUGGACGACUUUCGUCCUCUCUUUCGACGUGGACAGAUGAUCUUGCUGGGGUUUCCCAUGCACCAACCAACCGCCAUUCCGCAUUUCCUGAUUACUAUAGGCAUGGCGUUGGACACCGACGCGAUACCAACCAUUUUCAUCGUCCAUCUGCUUCCCACUCUGCAGCUGCAACUAUGCCGCGGUCUCAAGAAGCGCGCGAUCUCCGACGACAACGGGGUCGUGGCAUGAUAUUUCAACCUGAAACUCCCGAGAUUCAGCGAGCGGCCGCCCAGGAAGCGGUGACCGAUGAAGGCUUGCCAUCAUACGGCAGCUUUGAUUACACAGUUGUUCCAAAUUUUCGCGGCAUACCACCAAGAUACCAGUCAACGCAGCAGGUCGCUGGCGGCCAGUAUCCGCGUUACUCACCCCCGGCAUAUUCGUUGCCUUCAAGCACGUCACUUUCAAACUCCCGCCACCACUCCAUCCACACCUUCCCGCAUCACAUGCCCUUACACCGCCGCGGGCCAGCCUCACCCUCGAGCCGGAACCGCCUAGUAUCGCCCGCAUCCACCUCCACCUCCACUCACCACCGCCCCCCGAUCGAUGAACGCGACAUUUGCCCCAUAUGCAGCCACAUCCUCCCCGCACGAGCCGCAGAUGGCAGUGAAGAAGCACGCGAAGCCCAUGUCCGCGCCUGCAUAGAAGGCCACGGACGACCCAUCAUCGACAUUACUUCCCCUCGCAGCUCUGGUCAUAGCACCUCACAACACUCUUCAUCAAAUCACGGCAGCAGUUAUACUAACGACCAUGGCGAUCACCACGCAGAUCGUCCGCUGCGGAUGCUGCCGUUUACGGCGACGGAGAAGGAUUGUGUAGGAGAAGAUAGCGGGCCGCAGGAAUGCACGAUUUGCAUGGAGGAGUAUGAAGUUGGGGAUCCGCUGGUGAGGUUGGAGUGUUUGUGCAAGUUUCAUAAGAGGUGUAUUGUGGGAUGGUUUGAGAAGAAGAUGGAGUGUCCCGUCCAUAAGGUGAAUUAG
Paracoccidioides lutzii Pb01 is the source of this 2067-nucleotide messenger RNA. RefSeq lists its product as hypothetical. The transcript is spliced from 3 exons. Bases 1 to 2067 code for a protein of 688 amino acids. The record is from RefSeq and is a predicted model, not a curated record. Gene Ontology annotation, molecular function: metal ion binding.